Penicillium malachiteum is the source of this 246-nucleotide messenger RNA. RefSeq lists its product as uncharacterized. Lineage: Eukaryota; Fungi; Ascomycota; Eurotiomycetes; Eurotiales; Aspergillaceae. The coding region runs from base 1 to 246 and encodes 81 amino acids. The transcript has 2 exons. The record is from RefSeq and is a predicted model, not a curated record.
AUGCCAACCGUGAAAAUCGAAGAGGAUUCCGAAGAUGCCGGAAGCAUUUUUCCUGAUGAAAUGAAGGGUUGGCUGAAUCACCGUCGUAAGCCUGGUCGCGGACAUCAUCGUCAACAAGUCGGACCGUUCCUGAAGGACGAGUCUCUCCGACUGGAGGAGAAGAUGGCAGCCAUGGAGCAGCAAUUUGAGAUGAGAAUCUCUGCUCUCGAGCGACACAUUGACGGACUGAAGAAGGCCCUGCAGUAG